Molecule: messenger RNA, 1491 nt
Organism: Lotus japonicus
Lineage: Eukaryota; Viridiplantae; Streptophyta; Magnoliopsida; Fabales; Fabaceae
Product: protein BASIC PENTACYSTEINE2-like
Exons: 2
Coding region: 356-1192 (278 amino acids)
Biological process (GO): response to ethylene
Cellular component (GO): nucleus
Molecular function (GO): DNA-binding transcription factor activity; sequence-specific DNA binding
Source: RefSeq, a predicted model, not a curated record
CCUCUCUCUCUCUCUCUCUCUCUCUCUCUCUCCUCUCUUCUCUCUCCCACCCUUUAAAAUUUGAAUAGAUGGGGUCCUUCUUCUUCUACCACUGAACCUCCUUAUAUAUAUAAUUUGUAUUCUGAAUUGAAUUUGUUUCUAUUCGCCAUUUCAAUCCAGAUCUCAAUUCCCAAUUUUUUGAAAACCCUAGAAUGAAAAUUGGGGAUCUGCACUCCAUGCUUGCCUUCUCUGUGUUUUCUGUUUGGUUUCAUGGAAAAUGUAGGAUUAGUAAUCACAUUCAGAUCUUGGGUUUCCCUCUUUUCGGUGAUUAAUCGACAAAGUUCAGAUUUUUAUUUUUUAACUCUGAAACGUUGUCAUGGAUGAUGAUGUGUUGAACAUGCCCAAUUGGGGUUAUUAUGAGCCCUUCAAAGGGGGGCAUCUUGGGCUGCAGCUGAUGCCUGGAAUGGCGGAUCGUGACACGAAGCCGUUUUUUCCUGGGCGCGAUCCAGCUAUGUUAGUAGGUGCAAAUGGAGCUUUUCACCCUCGGGAUUGUGUUGUUUCCGAGCCGCCUAUGCCGAUGAACUAUGUUAGAGAUAAUUGGAUAAACCAGAGGGAUAGGAUAUUUAAUAUGCAGCCCCCGAAUCCUAAUUAUGCUGUUCUUCCAGAGACAUCAGGAGCUCCGUCCUUGCCAGUUAUACAGCCACAUGACAUAUCAAGAGAUGAGAAACCGGAUCGAAUUGAAGAAUUGGUUGUUAAAAAGGAAGGUGGCCAGUCGAAGAAAAGGCAAAGCAAGGGUGCUCUGACAACCCCGAAAGCUAAGAAGCCUCGUAAACCAAAGGACAAUAGCAAUGUUGCAGUUCAGCGUGUCAAACCACCAAAGAAGCCUAUGGAGCUCGUCAUCAAUGGGAUUGAUAUGGACAUUUCUGGUCUACCUGUUCCAGUUUGUUCAUGUACCGGGUCUCCUCAACAGUGUUAUCGUUGGGGCUGUGGAGGUUGGCAAUCAGCUUGUUGUACCACAAAUGUUUCUAUAUAUCCUUUGCCGAUGAGCAUAAAAAGGCGUGGUGCAAGGAUAGCUGGGCGGAAAAUGAGCCAAGGUGCUUUUAAAAAGGUUUUGGAGAAACUUGCAGCUGAAGGUUACAAUUUUGCUAACCCAAUUGAUCUAAGAACUCACUGGGCUAGACAUGGCACCAACAAGUUUGUCACUAUCAGGUAGAUUGUUACUGAUGAGACACAUGAAAUUUGGUCUGUCUUACCUUACCUGUAUAUUCACCUGUGUGGUCUUUCACGCAGAUGCUGAGUUAUUUGCUAUCCAAGAAUUUUCUGUUGUGGUACUUUUACUUAAAAUUUGGAUAUUCCAUUUCUUUUGUUCUUUUACCCUCUUCAGCUUAUGUGACAAGGGACCACCCGUGUUGUAUGGCAUUAACAUUUAUGUAGAUGAGUUGUUACUAGAUAGACUAUUUUUGGAUUACACAUUUCAUUUUAAAAUUGUUAAGAUUUUGCAAUGCUUUGAUA